This is a messenger RNA of Calliphora vicina (urban bluebottle blowfly), 3707 nucleotides long. It is a transcript of the gene cu, whose product is annotated as curled. The coding region runs from base 332 to 2995 and encodes 887 amino acids. NCBI's taxonomy places the organism in Eukaryota, Metazoa, Arthropoda, Insecta, Diptera, Calliphoridae. The transcript has 6 exons. The record is from RefSeq and is a predicted model, not a curated record. Gene Ontology annotation, molecular function: 3'-5'-RNA exonuclease activity.
UCUCCCAUGUUACACAAAUGUUAUACAAAAUUAUAAGAAAGAAGGAAAAUGUAAAUAGAUAGUUAAUGGUUAAAAUGGAUUCAAAGUAAUUUACUUGCCUUAAAAAAAAUUGACUUUUUUAACUGGAAAAUUCGGGACUUAAAAAUAAACUAUUCCGCUAAAUUGUAACGUAAAACUUAAUGUUGGCAAAAAUUUUAUCGAAAUUAAAAUUCGGACAAAUUAACUAAUUACUACAAACGAUAAUAAUAAUAAUGUUAUAAAAAGUAACUCAAGGAGAAAUAAUUCUCAAUAAAAUUCUCACGAACUUAGCUAAAUUUAAAAACAUAUCAAAAUGCAGUCCCAUCAAGAUACAUUCGGUUCAGAUGCUCUGAAGAAUCGCGGACAUCGUCGUUCCGAUACUUUGGGCAAAUCCAUGCCUAUAACCACUCUACUCCUCAACUAUACACCUUCCAGAUUGCAGAUAUCAGAAAAUAUACGCAGCGAUGGUGGCAUUGGUAAUAUCUCGCCAACACAACAAGAACUACCACCCUUGUACUUUCCCAUACAUGAUAUGUCACCCAAUCGUGAGGUGGAAAAUUUAAAAAAAACCUCUGAGCACAAGCAACAAAAUUUGGAUACCGACGAUGAGUUGGACCUUUUAGAACUGGAAUAUGAGAUCUUAGUGUCGGAAUGCAGCAGUAGCAAUGGUGAGUCAGAUCAUGGAGGUGAUCGUCGAAAGUCCAACUCUGAGGAAUAUAUAUCGCUAAUAGGAAAUUCAAAAUUUUAUACUCCCUGUUUGACCUGUGUUGGCUCUGCACCUACUGAAUUGACUUCACGGCCAAGUGCCAUAAAUGAAAUGUGCAGGCGUCUAUGUACCGAAGAAUGUCGUUUGCGUUUGAGUUUGGCGGGACUGGUAGCACCGGGUAACACUGAAAGGAUUUUAAAUAAUCGCGAGUUAUUGGGUGAAUACGUAAAGAGUUCUAUGGAGAAACCUAUUGAUGAAAUUUAUGAUACACCACCAAAAUUACCACCUCGGCCGGUAAAGCAUGAAGAAUUGUUGGUGUUGCCACUAGAAACUAAACCACCAGCAUUGCCCCUACGGCCUCCCGGUAAUAUUGCCAUACAGCGUAAGAAAUUUCUUACAAACAUUUUAAUGCAAAAUGCCAACAUGAGUAGUGAUGAUGAGGAGUUGGAUAAGCAGCAACCACCUAAAGAAUUGCUAGAAAUAGUGACCAGGAUAGUUGUGCCACCACCACCACCAGCAACUACACCUUCCACAUCACCAUUACCCAUAUUAUCACCAAGUGACCAAGAUGUAGAAGAAACGCAUGCAAACAUACAAAUUGAUGCACACGAGUUGGAAAUGCUCAAGGAUUUUCGUGAGAAAUUUGAAAUAGCGGAAGCACUUGCCAAGACCUCGGCAAUGACCUCAACAUCAAAAAUAAAACAACGUCUGGCCGCUCGUAAAGUGGAAAUUGAAAUGGAGAAUGCUAAACAUAAAAAUCAAACUGAAAAUACACAUGAUGCAUCCAACACCUCGUCUGUCGGAGCAGUACAUGACAACUAUAAACAUAAAACAGGUCUAGCCAGCAACGAUGUUGGCGAUGAUGAUGAUAAUGAUAAUAAUAUUGGUGGCAGUUGUAGUACAGACGAUGUGCAAGGUGUGCCCGAUGCCGUUACAAAACAAAAUUUGAGUCAUAAAAUUCUAGACACUGUGUCUCCGUACCACGAUAAUGAUUAUGAACCACCACGCGAAUUGCUACUCUACCUUGUAAGAAUGGGUUCAUUUAAUUCGGCCCCAAAAAUUAAUAAUUCCGAUUGCCAAGAUGAUAGUCUGCAGAUACCCAAAGGUCUGAGUACGCCAGAGCUUUUACAACAUUGCAAACAUUUACGUGGGGAACAUCAACCGCCACUCCUAACGCGUUUCUUUUUGAAACCCUUGUCCACUCUAUCUGCUCAAAUGGUUUCAUCAGACAUAACAGAUGGUCUGCGUUGUCUCAAAUUAGAUACUGUAUCUCGAGUAUGCAGUGCUCCCUUAUCUGAUCCAAAUCACAUACGUUUAUUGCAGUGGAAUCUUUUAUCACAAACUCUUGGUCAAAAUAACGAUGGCUUUGUACGAUGUCCCGAAGAGGCUUUAACUUGGGAAAAUCGUAAAUUCCUAAUAGUACAAGAAAUUUUACAAAACAAUCCCGAUAUAGUCUGUUUACAGGAAGUCGACCAUUACAAAUUCCUUCAAAGCAUUUUGGGUACACAAAACUAUGAAGGUAUUUUCUUUCCUAAACCCGACUCGCCUUGUCUCUACAUCGAGGAGAACAAUGGACCAGAUGGCUGUGCCAUUUUCUAUAAACGCGAUAAAUUUGAAUUGAAGAAUUUCGACACGCGCAUUUUAGAAGUCUGGCGAGUACAAAGUAAUCAGGUGGCCAUAGCAGCCAAUUUAAAACUUAAAACAACGGGGCGUGAAAUUUGUGUAUGUACUACACAUCUGAAGGCCCGUCAUGGCUCCUUACUUUCGAAACUUCGCAAUGAACAGGGUCGUGAUUUGAUACGCUUUGUUAAACAAUUUGCUGGCGAUCGAGCUGUAGUGUUGUGUGGCGAUUUCAAUGCUGAACCCAUUGAGCCUGUAUAUUCGACAAUUUUGAAUUGUGAAUUCUUGAAAUUAUCGAGCGCCUAUUCGGACAUACGAGCUGAGAGUGACGAAUGCAAUAAUGAAAGUAUAAGCAAGGAUAAAUUGGACAAUUGCGAUAAAGUGCAAAAGUCCAUACAAAAUGAGCCGCCAUAUACCACCUGGAAGAUACGUGAGGAUGGUGAAGUAUGUCAUACAAUAGACUAUGUUUUCUAUACCAAGGAUAAUUUGAAGGUGAAAAAUUGCUUAGAAUUCCCAGAAGGUGAUGAAAUUGGUAAAAACCGUACACCCAGCUUCCAGUAUCCCUCGGAUCAUUUCUCUUUGAUUUGUGAUUUUGAAAUCAUUGAUCAGCAGCCAAAUGGUGUCACACAAGAGAAAAGCAAAACUCAAUGAGUUACGGAGAAGAGUGAAUUUAAUUUUUUACGUUUUAAGUUUAAAAAUGGGAAUGAAAGAAUCGAAGUAGAAUAAGAAUUUUUGAUUAUUUGAUUUUUAUUUUUAUUUUUCGCGUACACAUCACACAUUUUACUUUACUUGCAACAAAUAUAAUACAAUAAUACAAAAACACCCUACAUACAUAAAUACAUACAGACAAACACAUAAACAUCCAUAAAUACAUACAUACAGAUGCAGAUUCACUCUUAAAAAUUGUGAUAUUAGUUUUUAGUUUACAUACUUACAUACAACAUAUAUUGAUACAUUGAAAUUUAUAUCGAGCCCUAAAAGCGAAAAAAGCUAAAGUGCAAGACAUAUAACCUUACAGGAGAAGCUAAAAUUGCCUUUGCUUUAAAAUGGUAACCGUGCACAAAAAGUAGCACCUAUGAAAUUUUGACAGAUGGUGUAAAUAAUCCUAAAUAUAUUGUUGCAUAAGUUAUUUUAUCGCAUAUAAAACUCGAAUUGGUUACAUACAUGCAAAAAAAAAGAAACUUACAUGCGACACUAGUUAUUCUUUUGUAGUUUAUUUUAAAUACAUAUUUUGUGUUUUUAUUAACGAUUGUUUUUUUUAUUUUUUUGUUUUUAUAUUUUAAUUUUCUAAUACAAGACAUUUAUCAAUAACUUUUAUAGAGGUAAUAAUAAAAUAAAAAGUAAAAAACAAAUGUUUUAUAAA